UCCUUGGGCUGCUGGAGCUGAAGGUUCUGCAGGGACUGUUUGGUGUUAUGAUGAAGGAUUCCCUGACACUUUUGUCUCGCAUCCCAGCACACCCAGAUUCCCGAUGCUGGUUUCUCGCUUGGAACCCUACAGGGAGUCUCUUAGCUUCCUGUGGUGGAGACCGUAGCAUUCGAAUAUGGGGGAAAGAAGGUGAUACCUGGGUGUGCAAGUCUGUUCUGGGUGAGGGACACCAGAGAACUAUCCGCAAGGUGGCCUGGUCCCCCUGUGGGAACUACCUGGCUUCUGCCAGUUUUGAUGCUACCACCUGCAUUUGGAAGAAGAACCAUGAGGAUUUUGAGUGUGCAGCCACUCUGGAGGGCCAUGAGAAUGAGGUGAAGUCUGUGUCAUGGGCACCAUCUGGCAGCCUUCUGGCCACUUGCAGCCGAGACAAAACUGUCUGGGUUUGGGAAGUGGACGAAGAGGAUGAAUACGAGUGCAUGAGUGUCUUGAAUUCCCACACGCAGGAUGUCAAGCAUGUUGUCUGGCAUCCCAACCAAGAGCUAUUGGCAUCAGCGAGUUAUGAUGACACUGUGAAAUUGUACCGGGAGGAAGAGGACGACUGGGUGUGUUUUACCACCCUAGAGGGGCAUGAGUCCACGGUGUGGAGCCUGGCCUUUGACCACAGUGGGGAGCGCCUGGCCUCCUGCAGCGAUGACAAGACAGUGCGCAUUUGGCGCCAGUAUAAGCCGGGCAAUGAGCAAGGUGUUGUCUGCAAUGGCACAGAUCCUACCUGGAAAUGCAUCUGCACCCUUUCUGGCUUCCACACAAGAACCAUCUACGACGUGGCAUGGUGCCAGCUAACGGGAGCUUUAGCCACGGCUUGUGGAGAUGAUGCCAUCAGAAUAUUUGAGGAGGAGCUGCACUCAGACCCCCACCAGCCCACUUUCACCCUUACUGUCCACAUGGCCCGGGCUCACUCCCAGGAUGUGAACUGUGUGGCCUGGAACCCGAAGGAGCCUGGGCUGCUGGCUUCAUGCAGCGAUGACGGAGAGAUGGCAUUUUGGAAAUACCAGCGCCCCGAGGUCUGCUGAGGGUCCAAAUUUCCCAGCUCCCUCUGACAAUAACACAGUUCUAGUAGUGUAACAGUGGCACACCUGUGGGCAGCAAGCUGGACUGCAUCCCCUCUGUAAAGGCAAUUAAAAAGGUGGUAUCA
Podarcis raffonei (Aeolian wall lizard) is the source of this 1192-nucleotide messenger RNA. It is a transcript of the gene CIAO1, whose product is annotated as cytosolic iron-sulfur assembly component 1. Gene Ontology annotation, cellular component: cytosolic [4Fe-4S] assembly targeting complex. The coding region runs from base 48 to 1070 and encodes 340 amino acids. Gene Ontology annotation, molecular function: protein binding. The record is from RefSeq and is a predicted model, not a curated record. The transcript has 8 exons. Lineage: Eukaryota; Metazoa; Chordata; Lepidosauria; Squamata; Lacertidae. Gene Ontology annotation, biological process: iron-sulfur cluster assembly.